Messenger RNA from Lathyrus sativus (Indian pea), 978 nucleotides. The record is from the annotation of a GenBank genome assembly. NCBI's taxonomy places the organism in Eukaryota, Viridiplantae, Streptophyta, Magnoliopsida, Fabales, Fabaceae.
AUGGCGGUUGAACGGUCUGGAAUUGCCAAAGAUGUUACAGAAUUGAUUGGAAAAACCCCUUUAGUAUAUCUGAACAAAAUCGCGGAUGGUUCUGUUGCUCGCAUUGCCGCGAAACUUGAAUUGAUGGAGCCAUGCUCCAGUGUAAAAGACAGGAUUGGAUAUAGUAUGAUUACUGAUGCUGAGGAGAAAGGGCUCAUUACGCCUGGCCAGAGUGUCCUCAUUGAGGCAACGAGCGGUAACACGGGCAUCGGAUUGGCCUUCCUAGCAGCAGCAAAAGGCUACAAGCUUAUCAUUACAAUGCCUACUACAAUGAGUCUUGAAAGAAGAACCCUUCUUCUAUCUUUUGGGGCUGAGUUGGUUCUGACAGAUCCUGCAAAGGGAAUGAAAGGGGCAGUUCAGAAAGCGGAAGAGAUAUUGGCCAAGACUCCAAACGCGUAUAUCCUUCAACAAUUUGACAACCCUGCGAAUCCAAAGGUGCAUUAUGAAACCACUGGCCCGGAGAUAUGGAAAGGCACAGGAGAGAAAGUUGAUGCUCUUGUUAGUGGCAUAGGUACUGGUGGUACCAUAACAGGCGCCGGGAAAUACCUUAAAGAGCAGAAUCCCAACAUCAAGCUGUAUGGUGUGGAACCAGUUGAAAGUCCUGUACUGUCCGGAGGAAAGCCUGGUCCACACAAGAUUCAAGGGAUUGGUGCUGGUUUUGUUCCGGGAGUAUUGGAUGUUAGCCUUCUUGAUGAAGUAGUUCAAAUAUCAAGUGAUGAAGCAAUAGAAACUGCAAAGGCUCUCGCGCUUAAAGAUGGCCUAUUUGUUGGAAUAUCAUCUGGAGCUGCGGCUGCAGCUGCCAUUAAGAUAGCGAAAAGACCAGAGAACGCUGGAAAGCUUAUUGUUGUUGUUUUCCCUAGCUUUGGUGAGAGGUACCUAUCCUCUGUGCUGUUUGAAUCGGUGAGACGCGAAGCUGAAAGCCUCACAUUUGAACCAUGA